AUGUCUUCUCAAAACGUUGCCUCCUCCUUCCCUUUGCCCCCCGAAUUUUACAAACGAUAUACUGAUGAGAACCUUGACAAAUUAAAGCGGAUCAAAGAACAUGGCAUUGAAGCUUUUACAAGUGCAGGCGAUACUCUGCCGCAAGAUUUUGACAUAUUUGAUCUAGAGCCUCCUAAAGUGAUAACAAAAGGCUCCUACACGAUGUUUAAUGAACCUUGGCCAGUUGUUGAUCGAAUGCGUACUUUAGAAGAAAACGAUAUGCAGCAAUUAUAUCCAAAAGGAGAAAUUGAUAAAGCCUUAGAGCUCAAAAAAUUGAACAAUUCUGUAGUUUUCAAUUUUGUUGAGUUGUUAGAUAUACUUGUCAAAGAUCCUGAUCGGGGACCAGACAAGUGUGAGCAAAUAAAAUUACUUUUAAUAAAUAUGAAGUUUUUGCUUAACGAAUAUCGACCUCAUCAAAGAGACGCUGCAAUUGAUAAUGAAAGAACAAAUAGAACAGCGAAAGCUUGCUACAAAGGAGAUUCAAAAGCGUUGCAACGAAUUAACUCAAACACUGGCAAAUUUAAAAAACUCAUGGAAAAAUUUAGAUGUUGUCAAAAUGGAAUUGGCACGUAA
This is a messenger RNA of Dentiscutata erythropus, 612 nucleotides long. The record is from the annotation of a GenBank genome assembly. NCBI's taxonomy places the organism in Eukaryota, Fungi, Glomeromycota, Glomeromycetes, Diversisporales, Gigasporaceae.